Messenger RNA from Penicillium lagena, 1452 nucleotides. RefSeq names its product phthalate transporter. Gene Ontology annotation, biological process: transmembrane transport. Gene Ontology annotation, molecular function: transmembrane transporter activity. The coding region runs from base 1 to 1452 and encodes 483 amino acids. The transcript has 7 exons. Lineage: Eukaryota; Fungi; Ascomycota; Eurotiomycetes; Eurotiales; Aspergillaceae. The record is from RefSeq and is a predicted model, not a curated record. Gene Ontology annotation, cellular component: membrane.
AUGGAUAAACAAUUGUCAGAACAGACCGACCACAACGUUGACUCUCCGUCAAAGAAUGAGGCAGAGUAUUCAGCGGCAGAAAGCCGUUACUCUCACAAGGAGCAGCGACACAUCAUCCACAAAGUCGACCGGCGACUCAUCACAGCAUUGGGGCUAUUGCUGUGUGUGAGUCUAGUUGACAGGACCAACUUGGGCAAUGCUAUGAUCUCUGGCAUGGAGGAGGAACUGCGGUUGGAGAUUGGCUCUCGCUAUGCCAUUGUUCUUCUCGUCUUCUUCAUUCCUUAUGUCCUAUUCCAGCUUCCAUUGAUUCUCCUGAAUCGCAAAAUUGGGCCUCGGAUCUUUCUGUCUGGUAUCACUUUGGCAUGGGGUAUUGUUAUGAUGUGUUUUGGCUUCGUACACAACUGGAAGGUCUUGAUUGCACUCCGGAUGCUGCUCGGCUUACUCGAAGGUGGUCUCUUUCCAGGGGCUGUAUACUUGCUCUCGAUGUGGUACUCCCGCUAUGAUAUGCACAAGAGGUAUUCGGCAUUCUAUCUUAUCAGUGUGACGGGAGGGGCUUUUUCUGGACUUCUAGCAUUCGGAUUUAUUCAUAUGGGUGGAUUAGCAGGCUUCGCACCAUGGAGAUGGAUCUUUAUCAUGGAGGGACUGCUCACUUGUGUGGUAGCAUGCAUUGGAUUUGUGCUGCUGAUCGAUUUUCCAGACGAAAAUCGUCCGUCAUGGAAAUUUCUCAGCAAAGAGGAAAUCGCUUUUAUUGUUGCGCGGAUUUCUCGAGAUCGACAGGACGCCUCGCAAGAAGUCCCCUUUGACCUAAAGCAAUUCCUCAAGCCAGCAUUGGAACCAAAGGUGUGGGGGUUCGCGAUUCUUUUCUUUUGCGCCACAAUGGUUUCCUACUCAAUUACUUUCUUCCUCCCUAUCAUCAUGACCUCCGAGCUACACUUUCGCACAGAAAUCGCCCAAGUCCUCACGACGCCGCCCUAUUUCUUCGCCGGAAUAUUCAUGUUCCUUCAAGGGUGGCUGGGUGACAAAUAUCGCAUGCGAGCACCAUUUAUUAUCUGGAACAAUAUACAAGCUAUCAUCGGACUGGCUAUUCUCGGCUGGGUCACUGUUCCUGGUGUGCAGUAUUUCGGGGUCUUUCUUGUUACCUCGGGGUCGAAUGCGAACGUCCCUGCUGUGCUGACGUAUCAAGCGAAUAAUAUCCGUGGCCAACUAAAGCGCGCUUUUUGCAGUGCCAGCGCGAUUACUUUGGGUGGUAUUGGAGGUGUGGCGGGAUCGAUGGUGUUUCGGACGCAGGAUGCGCCGAGGUAUCAUCCUGGGGUGUAUGCGUGUAUAGCAGCAAAUCUCCUCUCCAUUGUAGUUGUUGGUGUUCUUACUACUUAUUUUGCUGUUUGCAAUCGGCGAGCGUCCAGGGGGAGCAUGGUUAUCGAAGAAUUGUCAGGCUUCAAGUAUACGCUGUGA